Messenger RNA from Eupeodes corollae, 3841 nucleotides. Its product is annotated as transmembrane protein 53. The record is from RefSeq and is a predicted model, not a curated record. NCBI's taxonomy places the organism in Eukaryota, Metazoa, Arthropoda, Insecta, Diptera, Syrphidae. The transcript has 4 exons. The coding region runs from base 395 to 1540 and encodes 381 amino acids.
AGUCUACCGCCAUCGCCGCAUCGAACACCUGCCGCCUAACUGAACAAGCUCAAUAAAAAAGGACUUUGAGAAAAGAUAUAAAUUUAUUUCAAACAUAAAAGAGUCCUUUUUGUUAUUUGUGGAACUUUCGUCCUUUAAAGCGAGCCGAAGAACAAGAUUAAAAUAAUCGAAUACAAAAUAAAGAACUACAUCUAAAAGAAAAAUCAAUCCUUUUUAUCUGUGUGAAUAUAUCCUUGAAAUUUCAUAUAGAAAACCCUGCACCGGUUGUCAAAGCACAAAAAUCAAUUAACAUCAUCUCUCGCUCUUUGAUCCCUGAAAAUUCAAUAAAUCCUUUACAAAAGAAAAACUAAACAAAUAAAAACAAUUGAAAUUUUGUUAAAAUAAAGUUUAAGUUAUGACCUCCCACGGCAACCCCUCGUACAUGGAUCACGGUAGUCCUUACGGUUCCUCGUCCUCGACAAAUCCUCGACGAACAGCUCAAUCGUCAACGGGCUACUAUCAAAAGGGUGGAACUUCUUCGGGUGGUUCACCAUCAAGAUCUGGGAGUGGUACUGGCAGCGGCAAUGGCGGUAACAACAAUGGAGCAGGAAACUCUGGAGCUUUGGUGCAUCGACAGAGCUCCCAACAGCAGCAGCAGCAACAACAUGACCAAUCAAGCCUGCAUCCUGAGGAUUCUCUGGAAUACUUUAUCAAAUUUCCAACUCCACAUUUCAAGAAGGAAAUCGACUCGGCUGAAUCGGAUUUUGUGUUCGUCUACAAGGAGACGAAUGUUCCUAUCGUAAUGUUGCUCGGAUGGGCUGGUUGUCAGGAUCGCUAUUUGAUGAAAUAUUCCAAAAUUUAUGAAGAUCGAGGUUUAAUUACAGUCCGUUACACAGCCCCUGUGGAAACACUCUUCUGGAAACGAACUGCAAUGAAACCCAUUGGCGAGAAAAUUCUUAAACUUAUUCAUGACAUGAAUUUCGAUUCGCAUCCAUUGAUAUUUCACAUAUUUUCAAAUGGUGGAGCAUAUUUGUACCAGCACAUAUCUUUAGCAAUUAGGAAUAAUAAAAAUCCGAUCCAGAUACGUGGAAUGAUUUUUGAUUCUGCACCUGGUGAACGGCGGAUGUUGGGUUUGUUUAGAGCAGUGACAGCUAUAUAUGGCAGAGAGAAAAGGAAAUGUAAUUGUUUAGCUGCGGUUUUCAUAACAUUAACAUUGAGUUUUAUGUGGUUUGUUGAGGAAACUUAUACAGCAUUUAAAAGUCUAUUUGUGAAAACCGAGCCCUCGCAAACAAAUCCGUUUAAUGAUUUGAAAAAUGAACCAAACCAAUUUCCUCAACUAUUUAUGUAUUCGAAAGGUGAUGUUGUCAUACCAUAUGAGGAUAUUGAAAACUUUGCUAAAUACCGCGAACAACGUGGCGUUGAUGUCUCGAAAAUAUGUUUCGAAGAUGCUGAACAUGUUAAAAUAUAUACAAAAUAUCCCCAACAAUAUAUUCAUUGUGUUUGUUCAUUUAUAAAUAAUUGUUUAGCAACAAGCUAUAAAGGUUCAUCAAAAUUCGAUUAAACAAAAACAAAAAAGAAUAAAGAAAUAAGGAAAUAAGGAAACAAUGCGCCCAAAAAAAUAGACACACUAAGAUUUACAAAAUAAAACAAAAGAAGUUAUACCUCUCUUUCUCUCUUCUGAUAAAUUGUUCUAAAUUUUUGAAAGAAAAAACAAACAAGUUCUUAAAAAAAUAGUAAAAUUUAUUUUUUAUCUCUAUCAAAAAGAAAAAAAAAUUAAAACAAAAAAGUUUAUACAAGAUAAAAAAAAGUUUGUGACAAAAUAUUUUUUAAAAUUUUGUGAUACUAAUCGAAAUUUAAAAAUUUGAUUUUUAAGUUAAAAAGCUUUAGCUAUAAAAUGAAAAGUUGUGGUUAAGCUUAAAGCUCAAAAGCUUUUAAGCGUAUGUUAAAAAAUUGUGUUGAAUUGUAUUUUUUUUCUAUUUAAUAUUAAAAGUAGCAAAAAGAAGCAUCUUAAAAAAAUGUAUUGUAUUUUAAAAGGCUUAAAUCAAAAUGAUGUCAAUUGUCAAAACUUUUCAAAAGUUUACGAGAAUUUUCUGAACAAAUUAAGAUUUUCUGUGAUUUUUUAUUCUAACUGAACUCGAACUAAAAAUCACAGAUAUUCAGACUUAAAGAAAAACUUAUAAUAUUUCUGUUUUCAAAUAAUAAAAUCCUUCAAAUUGUUGGUAUGUAAAAUUUAAACGAAUUGAAAAUUCUGCUUCAAUUUGUAUUAAACCUUAUAGUUUUUAAAACUCAUCCAAAGUCACAGAUUGUCCCAUUUAAAAGUUGUUAACCUGGCCUGACUUUGAAGUAUAAUUCGAAAUCUUAAUUAUUCGAAUUCGAAAAAUUCAUCUUGUCCGAAAAUCGAAGUUCCCAAUAUUUGUCAAUUUAUUGUUGUAUACGAACUCUACAGAAUUUUGGACUAAAAAAAAUCUAAAAUCAAGGAAAUUAUGUGUUAUGGAACAUUAUAACUUGUUAUUUAAGAGUUCAAAAGUUACAAUUUUGAGAAAGGAUUCGGGAAAAUCUGCUUUCAAAUUGAUUCAAUUUUCACAUUGGAUGACAGAUCCAGGGACUAUAAAGAAUUUAUUAUUUACUGUUUGUUUAUUUCGAAGCUUGAUCAAAAGGAUAACACUUAAAAGCCUUAGAAGCUUUACAAACGUCUUUAAAGAAUGUGUGUCUAUAAUUGUAUUGUAUGAAGUGAAGAUGCAGCUUAAAAUUUUAUGAAUUUUAAAUUCAUAAAAAGAAUUUUUAAAAAGUUCCCAGCUAUUUAUCUUUUCUUCAUGUUAAUCUCAAAAGCAUUUUAUAUCAGACGGUUGAACACCAAUGUAAAAUUGGAUUCUUUUCGACGCGCCUAUAUUUUGACAUUUCAUCAUUUUAUCCUGUUCACAUGAAUAUAAAAAUAAAACAGUCUGUCUCACUUCCUUAUCUCUUUUUAACGAGAUAGUGAUUAAACGUCAAAACGAGUAGUGUCAAAGAGUCUAAUGUGAUCACCGUCUUAUCAAUUUAACAAAAUUUAACAUUAAAUUGUACUUUAAUUCAAACAAAAUCAACUUGAACCCAAAUUUUGCUUCAAAAGUUUUAGUAUAUAUCAAUUAUUAAUGGAAUUAUACCGAAAGCUGGAUAGCAUCAUUUAUAUAGCUUUUACAAGCUUAAAACGAGAACAACUUCGUCAGAACCACAAAAAGUGAGUCUUUUAAUUAACCUUUAUUAGAUGUUGAUACUUUUAUAUUCUUUCUUUUUUAACAUCCAUCAGGAAGAGAAUAGUAAUAUUGUAGAUAAAUUAAAACAAAAACAAAAUAAAAAUUAUAUUAAAAUUAUCCAAAAAUACUAAAAAACAAAUUAUUCCUAAACUUAAAAAUGAACAAACUUGUGACGACAAAAAAAUACACAAAUUUCUAAGAAAUUUCUUUCUGAAAAAUAAUUAAAAAAUCAUUAAUAAAUAAUUAAAAAAACAAAAAAAGUCAACUUGUUAUAAAAUAUAAAUAUUGUAUAUGUAUAAGUAGAUAAGUAGUAGAUAUGUAUGUAUGUUUAAUUUUGGAUUGAAAAACAUUUUCGAUAUAAUAAUUUAAAACCAAACACUUUAAAUAAAAAGCGUAAUUCAACAUGGAAAAUAGAAAAAACAAACUUAACAAAUAAAUAAUACAACAUACAGGUAGUUGAAUGCUUUUAGUAAUUUAUAAUUUUUGUUUUUUUUAUUUUUAAACUUAAAAACUAAAUACAAAUUAUUGUCAAACGCUUAAUUAUUAUAAGAACAUAAAAGAAAGAACAAAGAAAAUAAAUAAAUGGAAACCAAAAAUGAUGCACAAACAUUUAACAAAAAAAUAUUAAU